AUGGGGGGCUUCUAUGGAAAUUUUCCCAUUCUCUAUUUUCACGAUACUUUGGAGGCUUCGCCCCCAAUACUGAUUACUGAAACACUUCCACGCAACAAUCAAUCAACCAAGAAUUCAACAAUGGCGAAACGAUCUUCUUCUUCUCCAUCUCUCCUCAUCUCUCCACUCUCUCUCUUCCUCCCAAGAGGUGACAAUCUUUUAUACCUAAUUGCCCUUCUCUCCCUCUUCUCCCUCCUCGUUCACCGCCUCUCCGCCUCCCCCACAACAACCGCCCAAUCCCACUUCGAAGGCUUCGACGCCGAUGAAGAUGAAGAUUUUGUCCUCGAUGAAUCAAACGAUGCAGUUGUUCCUCCUCGUCGGUCAACUCCUCCUCCCCCCAUCUCUCUUUCACAACCCACUUCCGAGUCCCACCACGGUCCUCCUGAUUCCGAUUCGGAUCCCAUAAUUAAAUCGCCGUCAUCGGAUCCGAAUCCGAGCUCGAAGUCUGCUUCUACAGCUUUUGAUUACUGGGAUGAGGAUGAAUUCGAGGGGGUUCCUCAACAUUCAACCCCAGAAACUCCAGAAAUUACGGGAUCUGCCACUGGAUCGGAAUCUGAGUUGAGUUCACAGAAAUCGGAAGUACCGGAAGUUGAGGUUCCGAGGAAGCUGACGUCGUAUUAUGUGGAGAUUGUAUGUGUUUCGUUCUUGAUUAUGUUUACGAUCAAUUAUUUUACAGGGAAGAAAGAGAAUGAGAAUUUGGCGUUGGCUUGGGCGAGCAAGUUUGCCACCAAAGAUUCUAUUUUCGAUAAGAACUUUAGCUUGUUGGGCGUGGGCGAGACUGAGGACUCUCCACUGUUGUUGAAGGAGGGGCAGAAUGUUUUUAAGUUCUAUGCAAGCGGAAGGAGGUUUUGCUCGGGAGUGCUAGCAACUAUGGAGCUGAAGAGCAGGCAUGAUUUGAUUUCAAGGUUGUACAACAUGGUGGUGCCGUGUAAGGAUGAGAUUACAUUUGAGGUGUACAUGAACGAUGACGCUAUGGAUCAGGUGGUUUUUGCAUUAGCUAGGAAGAAAUUGGCAAAAACAAUGCAGAAGGAGGCUGGUGACUUGCAGCGUUUUGCAGGUCUAGUGGCACCUCCAAAUGGGAGGAAGUGGGUGGCCGAGGAGUUGCAGGUGGUCUCAGAAUCCAAGGAGGUUGCCGGUGAUUUGAUCACUGAUGCCGUGCUUGAUCAGGUCUUUAGCGACAAGGCAUUUGAGAAAUUUGGAAAGGGUUUCAUCUCUAUGCAUUUUUCUGAUAAAUACAUGGGCUUAAAUAAGAAGAUGCUGGUGUUUAAGUUUGCUCUCCCCAAUGCUAAUCACAUGGCUGACAUGACUCGAUUGGUUGCUCUUGUCCCCUAUUACAUUGACCUAAUUGGUCGAUAUAAGCUCAGCUCACUCGCUCGAUCUAAAACAGAAGCAGCCAGAUUAAAGAUUGCUCAAGAGAUUCAAAAGGAACUUCAGAAUGCCAGGAACGAAGCCUUGCAGAAAAAGAAGGCUGAGCAGAGAAAGAAGUUGGAAGAGGCCGAGGCAAAGCUAAGUGCUGAAGCUCUUCGCAAGAAAGAGGCUAAAGAGCGUUCCCGCCAAAUGAAGAAGGCCAUGCCCAAAAUCAAGAUGAGUCGAGCUAAUUAG
Molecule: messenger RNA, 1641 nt
Organism: Fraxinus pennsylvanica
Lineage: Eukaryota; Viridiplantae; Streptophyta; Magnoliopsida; Lamiales; Oleaceae
Source: the annotation of a GenBank genome assembly